Molecule: messenger RNA, 3480 nt
Organism: Glycine soja
Lineage: Eukaryota; Viridiplantae; Streptophyta; Magnoliopsida; Fabales; Fabaceae
Product: U-box domain-containing protein 35-like
Exons: 11
Coding region: 802-3180 (792 amino acids)
Biological process (GO): protein phosphorylation
Molecular function (GO): protein kinase activity; ATP binding
Source: RefSeq, a predicted model, not a curated record
GGCCCAGGCUGUCUGCUGGUUUAGAAGGCCAGCACCUCCAGAAUUAAGAGGAAGAAGAUGAUGAAGAGGAUGAAGAAAGGAAAAGAUAAGUAUCGAAAAUUCUCAUUGCCUGCUUGUUUAUUACAUAGCUUUAUUUAUAGUGCUUGUUAGGCUGUCCCCUGAGGAUAGACAACACUAAGGCAAGCGAGGACCCUCAAGCUUUGUCCGUUUCUUCACACGUAGUCACUGAGGGAAUAAGUAUAUUUUGUCCAGAUGCGUCAUUCCUUGUCAAAAUGGAUAAAGUCAAAGGAAAACCGCAAAGUUUGGUAUUCUCUCAUGGGAGGGAGAAGAGAGAGCAUAAUCUGUGUGGUUGUUACGUCCGUGAAAAGCUCAAACUGGUUAAAAAGUAAGCCAAAAAUGGCUGCAAAUUCUAGUUAGAGGAACUUGUAUUUCCUUAAUCUUCUUUGUUGUUGAAUACAUUGUUUCAAACACCAAAAGAUUCAAAGAAGCAAAGUACGCAAAUAGAACACAUCAAAGUCCUUUUGUCUCUCGGCUUUGAAGGAGGGACAGAGGAGAUUCAAUAAAAAAAAAAAAAAAAAAAAACGAAAGGCCUUUGCUUCAUCAUAGGACCCUUUUGAAAAAUAGCAAACAUAAGAAAAGAAAAAGAGAUAAUAAAAGAGGAAGAGAAAAAAAAAGGAAGGAAGUUUAGAGGUCCCUUUGCUAAGAGUUUUUGAUUUCUUGGUUUAUUUUGUGUGGUUUGUUUUCAUUGGAAGAGAAAAAAAAGUUGAAGAUAGUGUUUGGAAAGGAAAAGGAAGGAGAGUAAUGUGGCUUCAAAAGAACCAUUGGGACAAGAAGGAUGGGGUGAAAGGAAUAGUGGCAGUGGCAAUAGAUUCAGACAAGGGGAGCCAAAAUGCACUAAAAUGGGCCAUUGAUCACCUCCUCAACAAAGGUUCAAAUGUAGUUCUCCUUCAUGUCAAGCAUAAGCCAUCUUCUCUUUCUGCAUCAGCUUCUCUUACAACCCCAAGGGCAGGGGCAAAUAGUAUUGCGCAUGCGGAGCCGAGUGCACUUGUUUGUCAUGACCCUGAUGAGCAAACCAAAGAAAUUUUCCGCCCAUAUCGUGUAUUCUGUGCACGGAAAGAUAUACACUGCAAGGAUGUUGUACUAGAAGAUAUGGACGUAUCUAAAGCUUUAAUUGAAUAUUCUUCUCAAUAUGCAAUUGAGCAUUUGGUCAUAGGCACUUCAAAUAAAGGAGGUUUUCUUAGAUUCAAGAUAGCAGAUAUUCCUGGAUCAGUAUCAAAAGGGGCACCAGAUUUCUGCACAGUAUAUAUUGUUGCUAAAGGGAAGAUUCAAUCCAUGCGAUCUGCUUCGCGAGCUGCCCCUGCCUUUUCCCCUCUGCAAAACCAGUUUAGUCAUGCCAGUGCUAGGUCAGACCAUUCAGACCCUCGUGUGCCUCUGGCUAAUGGUGCCAAAGGACCUCAAAGGAGGUCCUUUGAGGCACCACCCCAUAGAUCACAGGAUGCACCCCGUAAAUCAAAUGAUGGAACAACAGACUCCUUCAGGUCACCAUUCACUAGGAGAGGUAUGACUGACAAGUCAUAUGGGGAAAUUUCAGUGCCAGAUAGUGACAUAAGCUUUGUAAGCUCUAGAAGGUCAAGCACAGAUCGAUCAUUCCUAUCAUUGUAUAACAACAACAACAACAACAACUCAGAGACAGGAAUGUCCAACCCCCGGCUAUCAUUUAGCUCUGACACUGAUGGAAAUAAUUAUAGCUUUGAGUCUAUGCAUUUUGGAAGGAGGUCUAUGGAUAUCAGCUCUGAUUUCUCAUCCUUUUCCCAAGAGAGUGAGGGAUUAUCAUUUUCUGCAUCACAGGGCAUGGAUGACGUGGAGGCUGAAAUGAGAAGACUGAAGUUGGAGCUCAAUCAAAUAAUGGAAAAGUACAGCAAUGCCUGCAAAGAAGCAUUCAAAGCUCAGCAAAAGGCUGUGGAACUCCAGCGCUGGAAAUUAGAGGAAGAGAGGAGAUUGGAGGAGGCAAGGCUCGCCGAAGAAGCUGCAUUGGCAGUUGCAGAAAAGGAGAAGGCAAGAUCAAAAGCAGCCAUGGAGAAUGCUGAGGUUCAGCAGAGGAUUGCAGAGUUGGAAUCACAGAAGAGAAUCAAUGCAGAAAAGAAAGCAUUUAUGGAAUCAGAAGAAAAAAGAAAAGCAGUGGAUGCUUUAUCAAACAAUUAUGUGAGGUAUAGAAAGUACACAAUUGAGGAGAUUGAAGCUGCAACAAAUUUUUUUACCGAGUCACAGAAGAUUGGAGAAGGGGGUUAUGGUCCAGUUUAUAAGUGCCAUCUGGACCAUACACCUGUGGCAGUGAAGGUUCUACGUCCUGACGCAGCACAAGGAAGGUCACAGUUUCAAAGAGAGGUUGAGGUAUUGAGUUGCAUUAGGCAUCCAAACAUGGUUCUCCUCCUAGGAGCCUGCCCUGAGUACGGCUGUCUUGUGUAUGAGCACAUGUCAAACGGAAGCUUAGAUGACCGCCUCUUCUGCCGAGGAAACACUCUCCCAAUUCCAUGGCAGCUCAGGUUCAGAAUUGCAGCUGAAAUUGGCACAGGCUUGUUGUUCCUCCACCAGACCAAACCCGAGCCUCUUGUGCAUAGAGACCUCAAACCAGCCAACAUCUUGCUGGACAGAAACUAUGUUGCCAAGAUCAGUGAUGUAGGUUUGGCCAGGCUGGUUCCACCCUCUGUGGCUGAUGCUGUGACACAGUAUAGGAUGACAUCCGCAGCCGGAACAUUCUGUUACAUAGACCCUGAGUACCAGCAGACAGGAAUGCUCGGAGUGAAAUCUGACAUAUACUCUCUUGGGAUCAUUUUCUUGCAAAUUUUGACAGCAAGCCCUCCAAUGGGUUUGGCUCAUCAUGUUGGGAGAGCCAUUGAGAAGGGCACAUUUGCUGAUAUGUUGGAUCCAAAAGUGUCUGACUGGCCAGUGGAGGAUGCCUUGAGCUUGGCAAAGAUUGGUAUCAGGUGUGCUGAACUGAGGAGGAGAGAUAGACCUGAUCUUGGCAAGGAAGUGCUGCCUGAACUAAACAGGCUAAGAGAACUUGCUGAGAACAAUGAUCAUCAUCAUUCGAUGUUUAGUAGCUAUGGUAGCCCAUACAAUCAGAGCCAAGUUUCUCUUCAGCCGGAUGGAGCCAGUUCUCCACUUCCCUAUUCUGGGUAGAGCACAAGAAACGCAUCAAGUCAUGUUUGACAUUCAGUCAAAACAAGAUCUUCUUCAGUAAAAUAGAUAGUAUAUAUGUUCGGGGGAAAUGAUCCCGAGGAUAAAGUGUAAAUUACUUAGGUGAAUUGAUGUAAUAGAUUCCUUGAUUCAUUCAAUUUGUCCAUCUGAUUUCGUUUUCUCGUUUUAAUUUAGAUUGUAAAAACAGAAGAGUCGAAGUGUAAGAACAUUAACCCAAGUUAUUACACGAUGUCUCUCUAGGGACUAUUUGGUCCGGAAAUGAUAUCCAUUCAAGUUGUUUUA